AUGUUCUCCUAUCUCCUCUGCCUCCUCCUGAUACCUUCGAGCAUUGCCCAGCAGAGUGGAGGCGAUGCUUCAGGUUGCAAGUACGCAGGCGUGAACAUCGCCGGAUUCGACUUUGGCUGUAUAACUGAUGGCACUUGCACGCUAGGAUCUGUUUCUCCUCCCCUGGGCGGAGGCAGCGGCCAGGGCGAUGGGGCCGCACAAAUGCAACACUUCGUCACCCAAGACAAAUUCAAUGUCUUCCGUCUCCCCGUGGGAUGGCAGUAUCUUGUCGAUUCCCCUGGAGGCACCCUGAACCAAAAUUUUGCCACUUACGACAAGCUGGUGCAAGCAUGCAUAGCAGCCAAAGCCAACUGCAUCAUCGAUAUCCACAACUACGCUCGCUGGAACGGCGCUAUCAUCGGCCAAGGAGGACCCUCCAACGAGGACUUUGCCGGCCUUUGGGGCCAGAUAGCCAAGAAGUACGCUGCAAGCAGCGCCGUAUGGUACGGUCUCGUCAAUGAACCGCACGAAGUCCCCGACAUGGGCGCUUGGGCAAAGACGUGUCAAGAUGCCGUCAAUGCGAUCAGACAGAGUGGAGGAACGGGCAAAAUUUUGCUACCAGGAAACGUCUACACUGCAGCCGGCGCCUUCGUCUCCUCCGGCUCCGCGGCCGCCCUCGCCACCGUCACCGACCCCUCCGGCGGCACCGAAAACCUCAUCUUCGACUUCCACAACUACUUCGACAGCGACAACAGCGGCACGCACGCAGACUGCACUACCAACAAGAUCACCGACGGCUUCACCCCGCCCCUCGACUUCUUACGCCAGAAUAAACGACAAGCUCUCGUCUCGGAGCUCGGUGGCGGAGGGAGCAGUGCUAGCUGUCUGACUAUGAUUUGUGAGGCCCUCGAUUUUCUGAAUACGAAUAGUGAUGUUUAUCUCGGCUGGGUGGCGUGGGCGGCGGGGAGCUUUCCGAAUGAUUAUGUGCUGCAGGUUGAGCAGGGAGGGCAGGAUACGCAGUUGAUGAGUCAGUGCUUCGCGGGGAAAUUUGGUGGUGGGCCUGCUGGUGGAGGGGGAGGGAUAACUGCGGUCGGUGGUGGAGCUGUUGGGGGUUCAACGAAUGGGACUGAGAGUCCGGGGGCUGGGGCGGGAGGCGCUGGUGGUGGAACCACUCAGCCGUUGAGUUUUCUGCAGACUGGUUCUAGCUCGGGCUCUGGUAAUGUCACUGAUACAGGAGCUGGUGGUGGUACAGGCACGGGCACCGGAGCCGGCGCUGCCACUUCAGGAGGUGCACAGAGUAAAUGCAACGGCAAACGCAGGAGGAAGCGGCAUGUUGCUGCUGGGCAGAAUAUCAAGAGAGGAGGCAAGGCAAGAAUUCAUUUGCAGGAGGGCAAGCUGGUGUAG
Molecule: messenger RNA, 1383 nt
Organism: Bacidia gigantensis
Lineage: Eukaryota; Fungi; Ascomycota; Lecanoromycetes; Lecanorales; Ramalinaceae
Exons: 3
Coding region: 1-1383 (460 amino acids)
Biological process (GO): glucan catabolic process
Molecular function (GO): hydrolase activity, hydrolyzing O-glycosyl compounds
Source: RefSeq, a predicted model, not a curated record